GUCUGUUGGCAAGGCUAUCAUGGCGGCCGCAACGUGCCAGUGAUAGAUUUGCGAUCGCUGGAAGGUAGGACGUAUGUCCGGAAGCCCGGUGGGGACAUUCAAGUGUAUCACUCACUGUGUUCAUAAACGUAUCCUAAGUCGAUUGAACGACCACAGCCGACCGACUCAGUCACUCGCAGUCAUUCGAUUUCCGGCAAUCGCACGUGAAUUGACGGAGGUAGAUGCUGUUCACGGAUAAUAAUAUUCGGUUUAAACUAUUGAAGCAUGGUCAACGGGCAUGGAGCCGAAACACGUGCUACCGACGCCAUCAACGCAUUUGCAGUCAUUUGUGACCACGCCAGAAUGGCAUCUUCUGCAACUUUUUUGUUUCCUGAAGAUAUUUAAGAUGGCUAACAUCACGGUAUUUGAUGAGUUCAAAGAAAUUGUUUUUACUCUUAAUAGUCGCGGUAACUUGACCUUCAUUUCCUUGCGACAAUAUUUUCUAAAUGCUCAAGGUUUAUGUUAUUACGAUGAUGCUCAUAACAUGCAUGGCUUAACAGUUUCAUCUGGGGAAAUUAUAAUAAACCCUGAAGUAGAUAAAUAUGACGUCUUUAUUACCAAAGGUAUGAGUGUUUUCAUUUUAACACUUUUACAGUUGAAGGUAUGUAUCAAUAGGUCAAACUUGUUUCAUGAUUCAAUAUUACAUUACAAACGAUAUUUCAACAAUCAAAUCCUCGGAACGUAAGAGACGCCGAGUUGAUGAGAUAUUGCGUGAACUAUGUAGCAGUAGAGGUAAAAGUUCCGGUAAAGAAAAUCAACAUGAAAGUGAAGAGAAGAAGAUUAAAAUGAAUCAUUCCACAAAGGUAACUCGCCAUUUAUCAAAACAUCGAAGCAUCCAUGUAGGAUGGCUGCAUAAAUUGGGACCUGAUGGUAAAUACCUCCAGAUGAAGAAGCCUGUAGGUGGCAUCAAGGAAAUCACAUUGCGCACUUCACAGAAUUACUUAGUUGAAGAUAUAAAGGAUUUGGCCAUUCAGGCUUUUACAGUAAACAACAAUUGCCCCAAUCUUAAAAAGCUUCAGGUAAAACUUGGAUUUUUCGAUGGUACUGUGAUCACAAAAUUUCAAAAGCACGAUGGUGAAGCUUGUGAUUUAUGGACCUAUUGUAAAGUUAACGAUCGAAAAUAUCAUUUCUAUCUUUUAACCAUUGAAACUGAAAUUGUCCAAGCUCUUGCUCAAAAUGAAGAUAAAUUUGGCCGUGCAAUUUUAUUUAAUAAUGAUAGUUCAACUAAGGAUGAUACAAACUUUGACACAGAUUAUUCAUAUGAUCAAAGCAAAGAGAACAAUGAAUUAUCAAAUACCCAUGAUAUUGAAGCACAGAAAACCACUUACGUCAAUGAUAUCCAAAUUUAUUAUCAUUAUAUUCGACAGUCGAAAUAUUCAGGAUCAGCAUCAAUCAUGGAGGUCGAUAAGAAAGAUCUUUUUAAUAGAUACCAAAAUAAUUCUCACCAUCAAGAUCUUCUGUUUGGCGAUUUUGACCCUACAGACUAUGGCUUUCAAAUAAGCAAGAUAGUUAAAGAUGAUCGAGUUCUACUAGAUAUUCAGAUAGGAGAUGAUUUAAAAAGAAUAUACUCGUUUCCUUCAGCCGCUCCUGAAGCUAAUGAACAUGGUAUUUUACAUAACAUUGAUGAAAUCCAAGGGAAAUAUUACGGCAAGUUUGGUUUUGGCAUUAUUCCAAAAUGCACUGAUGAAUGUAACCCUACUUUUACAUGGUAUAAGGACGGGAAGGUAUUUAAAUCAGGGAAAUUUUUGUACUGGAUCAAUCAUGAUUUAAAUAUAUUGGACAAUGUGUUUAACAGUAAGUGGAGUUGUACUAUAAGCUGUGAAAAAUUGUCUUCAAUGAAGUCAGAUUCAGUUGAUAAUAAUGAACAUGCGAAAACUUCUAUCAUAAGUGCUUACCAAAAUGUUUCAAUGCCUAUCAUAAAACGGGAUCAAAUACAGUUAACUAGGACUAUAAUAGGAGCUGGUGCGCAAGGGACCGUUCGUAAAGGAAUAUGGCUUGCUACGAAUGUUGCCAUCAAAACGAUAAAACUUUGUACAUUAAAUACUAAGAAUUUGUUGAGAGAAAUUGAGUUGUUGGACCGCAUACGUCAUCCAAACAUCAUACAAGUUUUGGGAAUUUGUUUAGAAGCCAACCAAUUUCACAUUGUGAUGGAAUGUUUGGAUAGUUUCUCAUUGUCCGAUAUUAUUUUUGAACAGUCCACUAAGGAAGAGUUUAUUUCAACUACUGAAAAGAAAAAUCAAAUUGGAAUUCAGAUAUGCCAGGCAAUAACAUAUUUGCAUAGUCAAGAAAAUCCGAUCAUUCACAGGGAUGUAAAGCCAGAUAACAUUUUAGUGAGUAAGGAAUGUCUCGUUAAACUUUGUGACAUGAGUUUAAGUAAAUUUACCCAAAUGUGUUCCACAGUAAGAAGUACUGUGGGUACAAAAUCUUUGAAAGGAACUCCGCUUUAUAUGGCACCCGAAUUACUUCUUAAAAAAGGAGAAGCCACUGUACAUUCAGAUAUGUGGGCUUUGGGUUGUACGUUGAUUGAGAUGUAUAGUGAGAAGUUUGUAUGGGAUUUGAAUGAUACUGAUCUUAAAACAAGUUUGGAACAACAAUUAACAAAUGAAAAAGUACCUGAUAUUAAUGUAGUUCCUUUUCAACUCACAACUAUAAUCAAACAAUGUUUUGAUUACGAACCAAAGAAGAGACCACACGCCAUCGAUAUCGUCAAUGUUGAUGAAAGCAUCAACUAAAAAUUCGUGAUGUUAGCCAUCUUACCUAGUAUUAGACUAUGCUGACAUUUAUUUCGUAUUUUCUAUAUCAUAUUUGUAAUGCCUACAAACUUUUCAGUUGUUUACGCGCGUUCCUACUCUUUGUGAUAAUAUAACCCUUUCUUUGUAGGGAUCCACCACUUUGUAUCAGUGGGUUGUCAGUAGCUGACUAUACAAAAAAAAAGUUCAGUUUUUAUUUUGUAAAAGAUAAUAAUCUUAUUAUAGACAGUAUAAGAUUGCCUCGCAAGUAUGUGAAGACUGAUAUUUUUCUACAGCAGAUCUUUGCGCUGUUCUUUGUGAUAAAAGUUUCUGGAUGUACUUUUAAUUAUCUAAGAUUACUACGAAUACCGUACUUACCUGAUUAUUGAAAUAUAUUAAAAAAUAUAUUAUUGAAAAUAAAUACUUUUCCUAAUA
Molecule: messenger RNA, 3203 nt
Organism: Athalia rosae (coleseed sawfly)
Lineage: Eukaryota; Metazoa; Arthropoda; Insecta; Hymenoptera; Athaliidae
Exons: 4
Coding region: 669-2771 (700 amino acids)
Biological process (GO): protein phosphorylation
Molecular function (GO): ATP binding; protein kinase activity
Source: RefSeq, a predicted model, not a curated record